Molecule: messenger RNA, 1443 nt
Organism: Phycomyces blakesleeanus NRRL 1555(-)
Lineage: Eukaryota; Fungi; Mucoromycota; Mucoromycetes; Mucorales; Phycomycetaceae
Exons: 2
Coding region: 1-1443 (480 amino acids)
Molecular function (GO): protein binding
Source: RefSeq, a predicted model, not a curated record
AUGCAGUCUCAGAUAUCAAAACUUGCCAUUGGCAACACUCGGUCAUGGCAUCAACAAGCCUACCUCAACCUCGUAAAAAAUACCACUUGUUUGAACCAGCUGCGGAAUCAAUCCCGAUCCUCUGUUAGAUCAUUCGUGACACUUAAAUACCGCCCUGAACCUACCGAUUACAAUCGCCAACAGAUCAGAGAAGAGCGACAGCCGACUGGAAGACUACAAUAUGUGAAUGUAGGCGAGGAUAAGCUCAAUGGACCCAAUAAGUAUCUUUAUACAAUGCCAACAGAUCCCUAUAUUGCCUCGAACAGAAUCAACCAAAUAAUCAAAACCUCCACAUUGGAUGACGCUUUAAACUUUGUAAACUGUUUACCAAACCGCCUUCAGUCAACAAUUCUCUGGAACCAAUUGAUAGCAGAAUGUGCUUCCCAAUCAAAAGCCAAUAUGGCCCAUACACUUUUCGUAAGAAUGCGUAAGAAGGGUUUGCCACCUAAUGAACGCACAUUUACACUCUUAAUAUCAUGUUUCCGCAAAAGCACUUCACCCACAGCUGGAGAACGAGCAAAAGAGGUUUUGGUCCGGAUGAGAGAAUACAAUUUUAAACCAACCACCAUACACAUCAAUGCAUUAUUGGGAGUGUACGGAAAGCUAGGCCAAAUCGACAACAUCCUCCAUAAUCUCGAAGAUAUGAAGGACAAUGAUAUCCAGCCAGACCAUAUCACUUACACCAUUGCCCUCUCACAUUGCCAUCUCCUGCCCGAGGGAGACGCCGUGAAAACAGUCCAGCGACUGUGGAAAGAGAUCGAAGAUCGAGUAGAGUUAUCCUCAGAGACAUUUAAACAAAAAAGAACAAACUAUUCACCAUCACAAGAAGAGGAAAACGGCAACGGUAGCCCUGUGUCAUUACUGGCACGCAAAGCAGCCAAAGUAUCGGCGACAGAGCGAUCGAUGAAAAAGGACAGGUUUCGUUUGAGCCGAGAGACCAGAGAAAUCCCACGUUUCUUACCAGAUGACUCUUUGAUCACCGCAUUCUUACUGGCUCUUUCACGUACUGCCAUAGACAGCUCAGACCUCUGGUUUGGUGUGCGUACUAUUGAAAAGCUAUACGGGAUUCGUCCAACCCAAGUGACACGGAUGAUGGAGGAGCAAAAGAUGGAUACUGAAAUUAAAGCAAACUACCACCUCAGAGUCACACCCAAGAGUCUGUAUGGUAUUAUGCGCUUCUGUGGUGGGUUGGGGCAAUACAAACUUGGCGAGGAGUAUUGCCAUUUGGCUCUCAGUGAGGACUCAGAUCUGGAAUUUGAUAAAGACUGCUCGGUUGUGUACGAAUGGCUAGAGAGAGAAGCCAAAAAAAAGGUUGCUACUGAUUCAAAAAGAUGGAGAACACGAAAAGAACCAGCAACAGGACCAAUUCGUAAAAGCUAUACAUUUAAUACUAGAAAUCAAUAA